UAUUUUCAGUGUUGGCAGUAAAUUUGGAACACGGCCAACAUACGUAACAAUAAGCAACUGAUUUAUUAUUAAAAAUAUUGUUUCUAAAUGGUACUCCUGAGUAUAUACUUAUAUACUACAAUUUUAUAAAUUGAUGAAGAAAUGGUUUCAUCGUGUUGUAUAUGUUCGAAGGAAAAUGUUCCUUCGGAACCACAUCGAUCAUUUCACAGGAUACCAGCGAACGAAGAAAUGAGGAAUAAAUGGUUACAGAUAAUUGGCCGUAAUCUCUCAUACAAAGGAGCCAGAGUUUGUAGUGAUCAUUUUACGGAAAAUGAUUAUCAUGACAUAAAUCCUUAUACAAAAAUCAAAAGAUUAAAGAAUACUGCAGUUCCUUCUAUGACCCUACAAAAAAAAAAAGAUACAAAGGGGACAUUAUCAUAUCAAAACAUUGAUGCAAAUUUAUAUAAUAAUUCUGGAAUCAUGUUUCAAGAUGAAAAUGAUAUUAUUCUUCACAAUUCAGAAAAUGAAAUUAGUGCAAGCAACUGUAAUAUUGAUAUCAAAGAAAGUGAAAAUACAAAUAAUGCAUUAGAGUUGACUCAAGACACAAGUGAAGAUUUAAUUAUUUUUUUAAAUUCCGAACAAGAAAUGAAUGCUACUUAUAUAAAUAAUCAAGAAAAAAUUGAUAUUUAUUUUGAAAAUGGUAUAAAUGAUUUGAAUAGAAAGAGAGAAUUUCCAUCACCUAAUUUAGGAAAUUAUAAAAUAAAUGAAAAAAUUUUAAAAUCUUCCAAACACACUACAGAAUGCUUCACAAAAACAGAUUUUUCAUCAGAAGAAAAGUGGACAGCGUUUCUAAAAUGUAUUACUUACAAUAAACGUGCAAAUAGACUUAUGCGACAAAGAAACAAAUGUUUGCAAAAGAAGAUUUUGGUAUUUCAAGAUAUGUUGCAAGAUUUGUUGAGAAAAGUUUAA
Messenger RNA from Atta colombica, 948 nucleotides. RefSeq lists its product as uncharacterized. The transcript has 5 exons. Lineage: Eukaryota; Metazoa; Arthropoda; Insecta; Hymenoptera; Formicidae. The record is from RefSeq and is a predicted model, not a curated record. The coding region runs from base 142 to 948 and encodes 268 amino acids.